AUCCAUGAGAACAAAACCCCAACUCAUCCCCUUUUGCCUUCUCCCCUUUCUUCACUCUCUCUCUCUCUAAACCUUAGCCCCCAAUUCUAGAGAGAGAAUCCACCCAAUUUCCCAUUCAAAUGAAAUCCCAAUCCUAAAGACAAUUCAAUUCAAUUCUCUCACUAUCUAACCCUAAAUUAUGUCUCACUUCGUCUUCGGAACAGCUCAAAUCCCUACAACUACCACUAAAACGGUUCCGUUAUUAAAACCUCCGGUUCCGCAGCUAUGUCCACGUCAGCUGAUGAAGGUGCAGCAGUCGCCGGCGGUUCAGGUUGUGGGUUAUUAUUAUAAUCAGCGCAAGUGUCUUUCGAUUAAGUGCUCUUCUUCGUCGUCGUCUUCGAUGAUUGACAGCGAUUGUGGAGAGUCGGUGGCGGCUUUGGAGCGGUGUUUUCUUGCGCCCGAUGGUUCGUCGUCGGAUUUAGGUUCGAGUUCGAGAGGAGGUGGUGAGUUUGGUCCGGUUAUGAAAGGAGGGAAUUUUGGGGCGUUUGGUGCUGUUACGUUGGAGAAGGGUAAACUUGAUUUAACUCAGAAGGAGUCCAAAGUUAGCCCCGAGGUUGCUCUAGGAGGAGGUGGUGGGGAUAUUGGCAAGAAAAUCAAUCACGGUGGUGGGGAUGGAGGUGACGAUGAUGGUGAUGAUGACGAUUAUUUUGAUGACUUUGAUGAUGGUGACGAGGGAGAUGAGGGUGGACUUUUCAGGAGGAGGAAAUUUCUUGAAGAGCUAUUUGAUCGAAAAUUUGUAGAUGCUGUUUUGAAUGAGUGGCAAAAAACGAUGAUGGAUUUGCCUGCUGGGUUUCGACAAGCUUAUGAAAUGGGUUUGGUAAGCUCCGCUCAAAUGGUUAAAUUCCUAGCAAUAAAUGCCAGACCAACAACUACUAGGUUCAUUUCCAGAUCACUUCCGCAAGCAAUUUCCAGGGCAUUUAUUGGAAGGAUGAUUGCAGAUCCUGCCUUCUUAUAUAGGCUACUAUUAGAACAGGCUGCUACAAUUGGUUGCUCUGUUUGGUGGGAGUUGAAUAAUCGCAAGGAUAGGAUAAAACAGGAAUGGGAUUUGGCACUUGUAAAUGUGCUUACAGCAUCAGCUUGUAAUGCUUUUAUGGUCUGGUCAUUUGCCCCUUCUCGAUCAUAUGGAAACACAUUCAAGUUUGAUUUGCAAAAUACAUUACAGAAGCUUCCAAACAAUAUAUUUGAAAGGAGUUAUCCCCUCAGAGAAUUUGACUUGCAAAAGAGGGUCCAUUCAUUCUUCUAUAAGGCUGCAGAGUUGUGUGUCGUUGGAUUAAGUGCUGGAGCAAUACAAGGUCAAUUAUCAAAUGUUUUGGCCAGUAGGAAGAAAGACAGGUUAUCUGUGACAGUUCCACCUGUGACUAACUACGCACGGGGUUAUGGUGCUUUCCUUGGACUCUAUGCGAACCUGAGGUACCAGCUAUUAUGUGGAGUUGAUAGAGCACUUGUCAGCCAUUUUGACGUUAUUGGAGUUGCAAUAUUUUUUAGCACGGCUUUGAGGGUUUUGAAUGUGCAAGUCGGAGAGACGUCAAGAUUGGCCUGGAUAGGGGCAGAAGCCGAUCCUCUCGUUCAUUCAGAUGAUCUUUUAAAGGCAUACAACAGAACUUCUGAAGAUGUCGAUACAUCAUCUUCAAAAUGGUUUAUAUCAAAGAAAGCCCUCGUUUCUAGUCUGGGGCUUCUCGGCAUCAAACAAGGGAAUGCAGAUUCUAUCGAUGGGGAACCAUCAGCACCAAAAGCCCGUAGAAAGAGGAUAGUCCGAAAGAAGGCAUCGGCGAGUUCAGCAUAGUUCAGUUGAUCUAAUCAUGGUCAUCAUCCAAUUUUGCUACCCGUAGAUGACAUGUAUCUAUGCGUCGACGCGAGACCUGAAAAUAGCGCGGAGUAAAUUUACAAAGAUGACUAGGAGAAUCUGCAAAAGAGUUGAAAGAUGGCAUGGAGGCAAAUGCAAUCUGAAUUUUUCUCUGAGGGUAGCAUAUGGUUUGAUUCUUGCGCUCACUAGUUUUAUUUUUGUUGCAUUAUUCAGUGUGUUGUGUAAUACAUUAACAUAAACACUGAAGUUGACUGCACUAAGUUUAACUUUUGAGCUAACAUUUGUUUUUUUUUAGCAAUAAUUAAGUAAUUUAUUUAUUUUCUUCA
Messenger RNA from Mercurialis annua (annual mercury), 2169 nucleotides. RefSeq names its product protein RETICULATA-RELATED 1, chloroplastic. The transcript is spliced from 8 exons. NCBI's taxonomy places the organism in Eukaryota, Viridiplantae, Streptophyta, Magnoliopsida, Malpighiales, Euphorbiaceae. Gene Ontology annotation, biological process: plant organ development. The record is from RefSeq and is a predicted model, not a curated record. The coding region runs from base 179 to 1822 and encodes 547 amino acids. Gene Ontology annotation, cellular component: chloroplast inner membrane.